This is a messenger RNA of Zalophus californianus (California sea lion), 4134 nucleotides long. It is a transcript of the gene KLF6, whose product is annotated as Kruppel like factor 6. Gene Ontology annotation, molecular function: DNA-binding transcription factor activity, RNA polymerase II-specific; RNA polymerase II cis-regulatory region sequence-specific DNA binding. The transcript is spliced from 4 exons. The coding region runs from base 280 to 1131 and encodes 283 amino acids. Lineage: Eukaryota; Metazoa; Chordata; Mammalia; Carnivora; Otariidae. The record is from RefSeq and is a predicted model, not a curated record. Gene Ontology annotation, biological process: regulation of transcription by RNA polymerase II.
AGCCAGGAGGGGAGGAGGGGGAGGCUGGCAGCGGAGCUUUGAAUAGGGAAGUUUUGCAGGGGUUACGUUUGCAGUCAGUCCGGUGUUUGCAAAUAUUGUGUGGGCUCGCGAGCGCGUCUCUGGGCUCCGGCAGGAUCCGAACCCGCGGCGCCUAAUUGCUGUGCACUGAGUUUGCAUGAAACUUUCCCCGGCGCUGCAGGCACGACUGCUGCGCUCCCGACUCCAGACCGCACACCUCCCUGUUUUCACAACAGCAGUGACUGUCUUUUCCAACCCGACAUGGAUGUACUCCCAAUGUGCAGCAUCUUCCAGGAACUCCAGAUUGUGCACGAGACUGGUUACUUCUCGGCGCUGCCCUCCCUGGAGGAAUAUUGGCAACAGACCUGCCUGGAGUUGGAACGUUACCUCCAGAGCGAACCCUGCUAUGUGUCAGCCUCUGAAAUCAAGUUUGACAGCCAGGAAGAUCUGUGGACCAAAAUCAUCCUGGCUCGGGAGAAAAAGGAGGACCCGGACCUGAAGCUUUCCUCCAGUCCCCCCGAGGAUGCUCUGAACAGCCCCGGCUUUGCUUACAACCUGGAGACCAACAGCCUGAACUCCGAUGUGAGCAGCGAGGCCUCCGACAGCUCUGAGGAACUUUCUCCCACCACCAAGUUUACCUCCGACCCCAUCGGCGAAGUCUUAGUCAGCUCGGGGACCCUGAGCUCCUCCGUCACCUCCACGCCCCCGUCUUCUCCAGAACUAAGCAGGGAGCCUUCUCACCUGUGGGGCUGCGUGCCGGGCGAGCUGCACCCCCCGGGGAAGCUGCGCAGUGGGACUGCGGGAAAGCCGGGCGACAAGGGCAGUGGGGACGCCUCGCCGGAUGGCCGGAGGCGGGUGCACCGCUGCCACUUUAACGGCUGCAGGAAAGUUUACACCAAAAGCUCCCACUUGAAAGCACAUCAGCGCACUCACACAGGAGAAAAGCCUUACAGAUGCUCAUGGGAAGGGUGUGAGUGGCGUUUUGCAAGAAGCGAUGAGUUAACCAGACACUUCAGAAAGCACACUGGUGCCAAGCCUUUUAAAUGUUCUCACUGUGACAGGUGUUUCUCCAGGUCCGACCACCUGGCCCUGCACAUGAAGAGGCACCUCUGAGGGAGCAGAGCGGCGAAUCCUGCGGGCUAAAAGGCUUCCAGGCUGAGAGACAGCCAUGGAAGGAGGGUGCGUGUUCCAGCCAAAGCAUGCCAUUUUGCACCCCACCCAGUUGCCUCCAGGACCUCUACUUGGAAGGUCUUUCGAGGGCGAAAAACGUCAUGUCAGAAGCGGCAGAGCACCCGCGGUGUGUGGUGUUUGGGUGGCCCUGGACUCGCCACUGGUACCUAUCUUCUGAGUGGUCCCUAAGCCUUUGCCGUGAGCAUGUGCACUGAGAAUGUUAAUGGUUGGGUUGACUGUCUGUGGAGGGUCUGUUAGUUACUGAUUGUGUGAUGGGGGCAGAGUCUUUUUCCCUUGCAGUAGCGAGACUGCAAGAGGCAGCAAGCGCGGAGUUUGAAUGUUCUGUGUGUGAGGAGUAUCCCAGGAGAUGAGGUGACCACCGAUCAUCUCCCAGGGGGUGGGGUCUGCGCCUUAGGGAAAAAAAAAAAAGAAGAAAAAAAAAAAAAAAAAAGAAGGGAAAACAUGGAGGGCGGGAGUGGGUGGUCAAGACCCCCGGAGUGGCGAGUGGGUGUGGGGAGGGGAGCCCCUCCCCGUGCGAGAGAACUUUCGGUGUCUGGUGCAGCUACGAAAAAAAAAACGUGCAAUGUGUCAAGUAGCUUGUUUACUUGCUACAACAGAGCUCAUUCGUGACCCGUUGUAUAAGCUGUGUAUUUACAAAUAUAACACAUUGAUAACUUUUCCUUGUAAGACUAAAAGUAAUGCAUGGUCUGGGAAACUAUCCGCUUUCCAUUCUUAAAUCAGGACUACAAUGUUGAUUCCAGUUCCUGAGCAGCUAAGAGAGGAUUGGUCAAAUUCAGUGAUCCCUAGCCAUCUGGGCCACAGGUAAUACACAAUCCUUCCCCCACCUUCCCCCCAGCGAUUUUAUAACACUCCCCUUUCAGAAAGGCGUCGUGCAGCAUAGGAUUAUUUUUUAAAUGAUUCUGAAUUUGAAUUACCUUUUUGGAGAACUUCCUGAUGCCCUUUGAAGACAUUGGGCGUAUGUUGGGUAUCAAGAAUGCUAGGGCUGGGAAUUGCUAGUCUAAUGUGACAUUAGACUAAGAACCUAAAAUUUUUCUCAGUUGGGUGGAUAAAACCACUAAAGCUUAGAAACUGUUUUCUCAUGCAGCUAAGUUUCUCUUAUUUAUGCCUUGAGGACUAAUUUCUGGUUUUCUAGCUGUUAAUGCACUGUAGAUCUUAAUAAUGGUGCCUUAUGCAAGUGACCCCUUCUGUGGGGGUCUCAUACAGGGGUAUGGGUGAUGCAUGCUUUAUUAAGGCUCUUUUUUCACCUGGCAUUGUACUGUAUCAAUAUAUAAUACAGAAAAAAAAAAAUCUCUUUAAAGUCCUCCUUCACAAAGACAAAUAGAGAGAUAAAACUCCCCAAACAAGUCAGUAUUUACUCGAUAUUUUAGACAACUUGACUGUCAGUGUUCAAGUGGAAAACACAUGAUUAUUGGAAAAUCGGACCAUUUCUGCCACCAUGAGACUUUCAUAUAGACUUUGCACAACAAUUGUAUAGAUCACACACCGGCUGUAUUUAAUAUGUAACGUUUUCACACAUAUUAAAGAUACAGAAUAUAAAAAACAAUGUUAAUGUAUUUGCUUAAAAGGCACAAGCUCCACAUAUCUAUCUAGCUAUCUGUUGGUAAUACAGAAAGUAUAUUACUUUUUUUUAAAAAGUGGGCGGAAUUCUUGUGUAUGUAUAUUUGUGUGUAUAGUAUGUGUGUGUGUGUGUGUAUAUACAUAUAUAUAGAUAAUAUAUAAAUAUUUUUUUAAGGAGAAAUGAGAAUGUUUAGAUAGAAAAUUCCACAGCCUGUGAAGAAAUAAUUUCAGAAUGGCCAUAAAGGAGGUAAAAAUGAAAACCAUAACUUUUAUAAAGGCUUUAUCUGUAAUUUAGUGAUUUGCUACAGAUCCUUGGCAUGCAGUCUAUUCCAGACUGCUGACUUUGCUCAUCAUUAUUGGCAGGUCCAGAAUAAGGGAUCUUCGGCCAUUCAAAAGUGGCACGAAGGGAAUCCUCACCCACUAAUUGGUCGCAGACACACUAAGGAUUUGAUUUUGAAUUUCAGCCUUAUUAGAACAUCUAACCUAAGAGGAAGCUAAUCACAGGGAUUCUUUUUUAGAAUACUUUUUAUGCAGAUGAAGCUAUUUUUUCCAGCACAUAGAUUCUUCCAGUUUUUCCAACGAGUAAUUUCCCCGAAUUGGCAUACCGCAGCAUGGACAGCUGAUAUUUCAUCCAGCUGCUGGCUCGUGGGUGUGGAUCUUUUCUUUAUAUAUAUGUAUAUAUAUAUAUAUAUAUACACAUAUGAGUCUGGCUGGGCUGGUAUUUUGUUUGAUCUUCCUGGAAAUGAGCAAUGAGGAAAGCUCACAUAACUGGUUUUUUAUCUGGGCUGAUGAAUACACUUACCUGAACAACUCACUUCAUUUUGCUGAGGGGAAAAUGCACUUUUCUUUUGGCAGCUCCAAAUCCAGGCACUUGAUUUGCUGGGUUUGGGGAAACUCCUUUUUUGGCCCCGCUGUGUUGCUUAGCCAUAACAAUUCCAUUAAGCAAGAAGGUAAACAAAAGACAAAAAAGGAAAAAAAAAAAACAAAAACAAAAAAAACCACAGCUUGCACUGGCUUGUCUCACUUAUGAAACACCAUGAAGUUGUUUGAUUGGGUGGGGCUGGGUGCCAUGUGUGUCAAUGCCUGUAAUUUUCAUAAUAAGCAAGUACAUAAAGAAUUACAUUCUGUUCAGGUGAUAACUGAGCCUCAAUCAAGCAGAAACUUUUUGCUUGACAUUAAAAAAAAAAAUUUCUAUUAGUGAAAUUUCUUUUUUUUUUUUGAAGCACCCUGUUAUCUAAAGAAUCUUUGUAAGAUUUUUGUAAAAUUUUGUUUUACAAGAUUUUAUUUGAAAUUGUUUUUUGCAAGAUUGUUAUAUUUCUGUAUGAAUGUAUUUUUUAUUGGAAUAACAUAAAAGAAUUCUUAUCAGCA